Molecule: messenger RNA, 978 nt
Organism: Triplophysa rosa
Lineage: Eukaryota; Metazoa; Chordata; Actinopteri; Cypriniformes; Nemacheilidae
Product: tyrosine-protein phosphatase non-receptor type 4-like
Exons: 5
Coding region: 661-978 (105 amino acids)
Cellular component (GO): cytoplasmic side of plasma membrane; cytoplasm
Molecular function (GO): protein tyrosine phosphatase activity; protein binding
Source: RefSeq, a predicted model, not a curated record
AGCGUCUCGAGACAAAACAAUGGCACUGAUAUAUUUUAAGAUAUUUCUGGACAAGUUAUAUUCAGUUGAGACGGGUCUCACAUUUAUUUUAGUCUGGGACUUGCCUUAAGGUUUUAACAGAGGUGUGAUAUUUAAUUCCCUUUAAAUGCUACAGAUGGCGCUGUUCUCUUAACAAAACACAUUUGUGCGCUUUUAUGCAAGCAUGUGCGUGUUAUCCAGAAUGUUUGUGUGACAUUUUAUACAUCUACAUGGCUCUUUCACAUUAGAGAUUUAUCAUUGUUUUCAGCAAAACAGGCGUAAUUUAUUAUAGAAAUAUUAUCGUGGCAUUGGAUAGAUGUUAUCUUAAAUAACAUUUAGCAAACAAAUUAAGUUUAAGUUUGUUCCAGAACCUCUGAACUGGUUUUGAAUGACUUUUCUUUCCAAUAUAAUACAAAUUCAAAGAUCUCUCAAGUGUCCAUAAACGCUGUGAUAUUCACUACUGUACCUUUAAAUACGUUUUUCAGGUCUCCAGAUGUAACAGCUGAUGAACAGCCACCGGCGUUGCCCCCGAAACAGUCCAGGAAAGACCCUCUCACCCAAAACGGCAGAUCCCAGUCCCAACAUGAGCUGGACAACCACCUGACUGAAUUUUACAACGUACCUGCGGCGUCAGGAAAGAGCAUGAAUGGAGCGGUUCCUCAUGAUAAUCUUGUGCUGAUUAAAAUGAGGCCGGACGAAAAUGGGCGCUUUGGAUUUAAUGUUAAGGGUGGCGCUGAUCAGAGGAUGCCCAUCAUAGUGUCCCGUGUGGCUCCAGGAACUCCAGCUGACAUGUGCAUGCCGCGCCUGAACGAAGGCGAUCAGGUUGUGCUGAUCAACGGUCGAGAUAUCUCGGAGCACACUCACGAUGAUGUGGUUAUGCUAAUCAAAGCCAGCUGUGAGGACCAAUCAGGAGAGCUCAUCCUGCUGGUCAGACCCAAUGGCAAUAAAAUUAUUAACUGA